UUCGUCGUCGUCGUCAUCAUCAUCAUACUGCUACUUCCAUGGCGGCUAUUCUUUUUUUUUUUUUUAAAUCCGGUCAAAGUCGCCAGGUUGAACUUGACCACGACCCAAACUUUUUGAACACUACCUCCUCUUCUGCUCAUAAAAAUGCUAUCCCCUCCUCCAACACAAAAAAAUAACCCCUAUACAUAUAAUAAUAAUAACAAUAACUAACCAAAACAUUACAACUAAUUUGCAUAAGUAGAUACACAGUAGCUCAAGUUGCAGAAGUGGAAGGAGAAAGGGAAUUAAGAAAGAAAAGAAUCAUCGUCGUCGUCGUCGUCGUCAUCGUCGUCUUGCAGCUGCAGGUAUGUUGGGGAGAAAGAGAGAAGUUGUACUGAGGAAGGGUGAUGGAGAAGACAGUAGUAAUACAGCUCAUCAGGGAGCCGUUGCAACUGCAGAAGUCGGCGGCUACAGUGAAACCAUCUCCGACUUCAUUUCCCAGUCUGAUGAGGCUUCAAGGAAGAGACUCGAGAGCAUGAACAGGAGGCUGAGGGAGUUGGAGCUGCAAAUGGAAGCUCUCGAGGCUGAGAUUACUAAAGCUAGCAGUUUGUCAGGGACUUAGAAAAAGUUUCAGCCAAGUUCAAGUCCCUGGCCCAAUUUCGCUAAGUGGGCAACGGAAGAGGCAUUGUUUAGGAAGCAAAGCUCUUAUGGGAGAUGGAGCAUUUUGAAACUGCAGCUAUUAAUAAUGCCUCAAGAAAUGGGUCCAGUGGAAACACAAAAGGUUAUGAGCAACCCUUAUUAAGUUCACUUUGCAUUAAUGUUGGCAGUUUUCUCUAUAUCCUGGAGGGCUAUAAAUAGGAGAAUAGUUGAGGCCAAAGAGAUAGAGAGAAUUGUACGUGCUUGUAAUCCACAUUUUCUAAGUAAUAGAGUACUUAGUUUUUUUCGCAAAAAUUUUGUUGCUUUUUUUUCUUUGUUGCACUUAGUCGUAGGAUGCGAAGGUCUGGACUAGCAAACAGAAAGCAAAACUUACCCAUCUUCAUUGAGGAAGCGAGCGCCACACAGGCUUUGUGAGCAAAAUUCUUAACUA
Molecule: messenger RNA, 1066 nt
Organism: Ananas comosus (pineapple)
Lineage: Eukaryota; Viridiplantae; Streptophyta; Magnoliopsida; Poales; Bromeliaceae
Product: protein BRICK1-like
Exons: 2
Coding region: 347-601 (84 amino acids)
Source: RefSeq, a predicted model, not a curated record